AAUCAUUCCUGUUUCCUACCAUAAAAUAUUAUUAUUUAUUAAAAAAAAACUAACAGAAAAGACGAUCCUGUUAAAUUAUAGGGUUGAAGCAGAGGAGCGUGUCUAGUGCCUGAACCUGAAGCUGCGAAAACUAAAGUCAGACACUAUGCGUAGGUGUUGGUGGUGGUCGUACAAUGUUGCCUUGGUUUUCUUGUUGGUCGUUAUUCUGUCUGACUGUAGUCCCCCGGAGGAUCCGAUCAAAUGCGGAUCCGUAUCCCCAAAUAAACACGCCAAUUGCACCAUCACAAAUGCCUACGCCGCGUUUCCAGACCGAACCAUCUGCCGUGCAGCGGAGGUGAUAUACCCAACAACAGAGGCGGAGGUGAUGUUGGCGGUGGCGGCAGCGACGAGAGGUAUGAGGAAAAUGAAGGUGGGGACUCGGUUCUCUCACAGCAUUCCGAAGCUGUCGUGUCCGGAGGGGGAAGAUGGGGUGGUGAUAAGCACCAAGUACCUGAACCGGACUCUGAUGGUGGACGUGGAGGGAAUGAGCAUAAGCGUGGAGGGGGGAGCCACGGUGAGGCAGAUCAUAGAGGAGGUCGCCGCAGCUGGGCUGGCGCUGCCGCAUACGCCUUACUGGUGGGGGCUCACCAUAGGCGGCCUCCUAAGCACCGGGGCACAUGGUAGCUCCUUAUGGGGCAAAGGCAGCGCGGUCCACGAUUACGUUGUGGCCAUUCAAAUGGUCACUCCCGGUGGGCCUCAAGAUGGCUACGCCAAACUCCGUACCCUUCUUCCCGCUGACCAAUACCAUCUCAACGCUGCCAAAGUUUCUUUGGGAGUUCUUGGAGUCAUCACACAGGUGACUCUGAAAUUGGAACCUAUGUUCAAGCGAUCCAUCACGUAUUUGAAAAGGGAUGACAAGGAUUUGGGGGAUGAAGUGGUGAGUUUUGGGAGAAGUUAUGAAUUUGGAGACAUGAUUUGGUAUCCAAGCCAACGAAAAGUCGUAUAUCGCAUAGACAGCCGCGUUCCAUCCAACACCUCCGGCAAUGGCUUCUAUGACUUCAUCCCAUUUCGCCCCACGCCUUCACUAGCCUUGGCACUUGUUCGAGCCUCAGAGGAGAAGCAAGAAUCAAGGCGUGAUGCAGUUGGCAAGUGUAUUAGUGCAAACCUAUUUACGUCCACUCUUUCACAGUUGGCUUACGGAUUAACCAACAAUGGUAUCUCAUUUCUGAAAUAUCCGGUGAUCGGGGAUAGCAAUCGACUUCAGUCCUCCGGGAGUUGCUUACAUAGCCUCGACGAUUUUAGAAUAACGGCAUGCCCUUGGGACCCUUUGAUAAAAGGAGAGUUCUUCCACCAAACCGCCAUUAGCAUUGACUUGGGAGUGGUUAAAAGUUUCGUCCAAGACGUCCAGAAACUUGCUGAGUUGGAGCCCAUGGCAUUCUGUGGCCUUGAGCUCUACAAUGGCAUCCUCAUGCGCUACGUCACGGCCUCCACCGCCUACUUGGGGAAGCAGCAACAUGGCGUUGACUUUGACUUCACCUAUUACAGAAGCAGAGACCCAAUGAGUCCUAGGCUUUUCGAGGACGUGUUUGAGGAGGUUGAGCAAAUGGCGGUCUUCAAAUAUGGAGGCAUUCCGCACUGGGGAAAGAACCGGAACGUAGCAUUUCAUCAAGCAUUUCGCAAAUACAGAAAUAGAGACAGCUUUGUUAAAAUUAUGAAGGAAUUUGAUCCCCAUGGCCUUUUCUCAAAUGAGUGGACAGAUCAAAUUCUUGGAUUGAAAGGAACUGUCAACAUAUACAAAGAUGGAUGCGCCUUGGAAGGACUCUGCAUAUGCUCUCAACACACUCAUUGUGCCCCAACUGAGGGCUACUUUUGUACGCCUGGCAGAAUUUACAAGGAAGCUAGGGUUUGUUCUUAUUUAGGAUCAUCCUACCGCCCCUAAUUAAUUAUUUAUCUUACUUUAGAUGGGUAAUGAUUAGGAAUCUCAUGCAUCCUUUCAUACAUAAUAGAAAAAUAAAUAAAAAUAAUUUAAUUUUUAAUUUUU
This is a messenger RNA of Benincasa hispida (wax gourd), 2020 nucleotides long. RefSeq names its product putative L-gulonolactone oxidase 6. Gene Ontology annotation, cellular component: membrane. The record is from RefSeq and is a predicted model, not a curated record. NCBI's taxonomy places the organism in Eukaryota, Viridiplantae, Streptophyta, Magnoliopsida, Cucurbitales, Cucurbitaceae. Gene Ontology annotation, molecular function: FAD binding; D-arabinono-1,4-lactone oxidase activity.